This is a messenger RNA of Jatropha curcas, 1363 nucleotides long. The record is from RefSeq and is a predicted model, not a curated record. NCBI's taxonomy places the organism in Eukaryota, Viridiplantae, Streptophyta, Magnoliopsida, Malpighiales, Euphorbiaceae.
AUGGGUGAAGUUGACAGAAGAAUUGUUUUUGGUCAAUUGAAAAGGUUUGCAUAUCGGGAAUUACAGUUGGCGAUGGAAAACUUCAACGAGAAAAACAUACUUGGACAGGGAGGUUUUGGAAAAGUUUAUAAAGGAGUGCUUCAAGAUAACACGAAAGUAGCUGUUAAGCGUUUAACUGAUUUUGAAACUCCAGGAGGAGAUGGAGCUUUCCAACGUGAGGUUGAGAUGAUAAGACGUGAGGUUGAGAUGAUAAGCGUAGCUGUUCACAGGAAUCUACUACGGCUGAUAGGUUUUUGCACAACACCAUCAGAACGCCUUUUAGUUUAUCCAUUUAUGCCGAAUUUAAGUGUGGCAUAUCGUCUAAGAGAACGUAAACCUGAGGAGCCUGUUCUAGAUUGGGCAACAAGAAAAAGGGUGGCCUUAGGUGCAGCACGUGGACUUGAAUACCUUCAUGAACAUUGCAAUCCUAAGAUUAUUCAUCGGGAUGUGAAGGCUGCCAACGUACUAUUGGAUGAAGAUUUUGAAGCAGUUGUUGGUGACUUUGGCCUGGCGAAGUUGGUGGAUGUGAGAAAGACUAAUGUGACAACUCAAGUUCGUGGGACGAUGGGCCACAUUGCUCCAGAGUAUUCAUCUACUGGGAAAUCAUCUGAGAGAACAGAUGUCUUUGGUUAUGGUAUUAUAAUUCUAGAGCUUGUAACGGGUCAACGAGCAAUUGACUUUUCGCGCUUGGAAGAGGAGGACGAUGUCCUAUUGCUUGACCAUGUCAAGAAGCUCGAGAGGGAAAAAAGACUGGAUGCCAUUGUAGACCGCAACCUUAAUAAAAAUUGCAAUGUUCAGGAUGUGGAGAUGAUGAUCCAGGUUGCAUUACUCUGUACCCAAGCAUCGCCGGAGGAUCGUCCAGCAAUGUCAGAGGUGGUACGGAUGUUAGAAGGAGAGGUUCUGGCUGAGAGAUGGGAAGAGUGGCAGCAUAUUGAGGUUACGCGCAGGCAAGAAUAUGAAAGGCUGCAAAGAAGAUUUGACUGGGGAGAAGAUUCAUUAUAUAACCAGGACGCUAUGGAGCUAUCUGGCGGAAGAUAAUGCUGCAGAAUUAUCUACAGCAUUUGUUGAAGCCCGUAGUAUCUUUUUUUUGGGUCAGCUUUGAUAUUUCCUUUCCUUUUUAUGUAGGAUCAUGUAUUUAAAAAAGAAAAAAAGAAAAUGCUCCAUGAUCUCAUACAAGUUUGACUGCUCAAGUGAGAUUUUCUCCAUUGUUUUUUCUUUUUCAUGUUAAAUUUCUGUAGUUACAGUUUGUAUAAUGAAACCAUUUCUUGGUGUUUGUAUAUUUCUCUUCUUUACAUACAAAAAGAAGUAGAAAGAACGAUUCUAA